Messenger RNA from Nicotiana attenuata, 777 nucleotides. RefSeq lists its product as uncharacterized. The record is from RefSeq and is a predicted model, not a curated record. Lineage: Eukaryota; Viridiplantae; Streptophyta; Magnoliopsida; Solanales; Solanaceae. The transcript has 2 exons. The coding region runs from base 1 to 777 and encodes 258 amino acids.
AUGGGAGAGCUGAGGAAAAUUGCAUUUUCAAAAGGUUCAGAUCAUAGUCCUACGCAUUUAAAAGGUAGUCCAGAUGUGAUUCCAAUUAAAAAAGCAUUCAGAUUCCUAAAUUUUUGGAUAAAACAUCCUACCUUUAAAUCAGUGGUUAGAGAAAACUGGAAGGUGGACUUUUCAGGAGAUCCAUUUUACAUGUUCAAUCAGAAAUUGAAGAAAUUGAAGAGGGCAUUAUCAGGGUGGAGCAAAAGCACCUAUGGGGACAUAUUUCAAAAAAUUGCUAGUUUAGAGGAAGUGGUGCUAGUUCAUGAAGAUGAAUUUGAAAGAAAUCCUACAGUACAAAGUAGGCAGAGGCUACAGAAAGUACAAGCUGACUUGAUUAAAUAUCUUGCAUUAGAGGAAGAGUUCUGGAAGCAGAAGGCAGGGAUGAAUUGGUUUCAAGAUGGAGAUAGGAAUACCAAAUUCUUUCAUGCUCAGGUGAAUGGUAGAAGGAAGAGACUACAGUUGAAGAGAAUACAAAACUCAGAAGGUAUUUGGUUAGAGGACAGUACUGAAAUAGCAGAAGAAGCAGUGGAAUUUUUUCAGAAGCAGUUUCAAGAAGACACAGUACCUACAGAUUUUAGGAUCUUAGAACAUGUGCCUUCAAUGGUGGAUAGUAGUCAAAAUGCUAAAUUAAUUCAACAACCUACUGAGCAAGAGAUCAAGCUUGCAGUGAUGGGGCUAAAUGGAGAUAGUGCAGGAGGUCCUGAUGGCUUUACAGGUGCUUUUUUUCAGUCAUGCUAG